Pneumocystis murina B123 is the source of this 5032-nucleotide messenger RNA. RefSeq lists its product as hypothetical. Lineage: Eukaryota; Fungi; Ascomycota; Pneumocystomycetes; Pneumocystales; Pneumocystaceae. Gene Ontology annotation, cellular component: RNA polymerase I complex. The record is from RefSeq and is a predicted model, not a curated record. Gene Ontology annotation, molecular function: DNA binding; DNA-directed RNA polymerase activity. The transcript has 9 exons. The coding region runs from base 17 to 5032 and encodes 1671 amino acids. Gene Ontology annotation, biological process: DNA-templated transcription.
UUGUUUGUUAAUUGUUAUGAAUAUAGCACAACCCAUUAGUACAGAAGUUUCUUCUGUAGAUUUUGGUUUUUAUAGUCCUGAGGAAAUAGAAAAAAUAUCAGUAAAGCAAAUUAUUAAUCCUGUUAUUUUUGAUUAUUUGGGUCAUCCUUCGAAAGGUGGUCUUUAUGAUCCUGCUCUUGGUCCAUUAAAUCGUUCAAUAUUGUGUUCGACAUGUCAUUUAGAUGAACGUUAUUGUCCUGGUCAUUUUGGUCAUAUUUUUCUCCCAACACCAAUGUAUCAUCCUUUGUUCUUAUCUCAGUUAUAUAGACUUUUAAAAGCAACAUGUUUAUAUUGUCAUCAUUUUAAACUUUCUUGUUCUAUAGUAAAUCUUUAUUAUUGUAAAUUAAGGCUUUUAAAUGCUGGACUUGUUCAUGAGAGUCAAGAAAUUGAUAAAAUUCAUUCAAAGGUUAAUAAAGAGGUUACUGAUAAUAAGAAUAAUGAAUAUAAUAUAAGUCUUUCUGAAAGAAGGGAGAUAUAUGUGCAGGAAUGUCUUGCAAAAAAUGAAGUUUUAGAUGGAUUUACACGAAAUAAGUUGGUUGAUUCUGAAAAAAGGAAUUUGAUAAAAGAAUUUCUAGAAAAAAUUACUUCUCUAAGGAAAUGUAACAAUUGUUCAUCAAUAUCACCCAGUUUUCGUAAGGAUGGUUAUGUAAAGAUUUUUGAGCUUCCACUUUCAAAAAAGCAUCAAGAACAAAUGGAUGCUCUUGGGAAGGUUAGGGUAAAUGUGCUGCUAGAAACAAAGGAAAUCAAAGCUCAAAAGUUUUAUGAUAGUAGUAGUGAUUUAGGACAUUAUUAUAAAGGAAAUUGUGACGAUGCUAAAAUAGAUGUUGGAAGGCAUAACGAUUUUUUAAAUGAAACAAUGAAUUGCAAAAUUUUGAAAGCCAGUAGUCAUCCUAGAUAUAUGUUACCAAUAGAAGUUUUAAAUCACUUGCGGCGGUUAUUUACUAAUGAACAAAAAAUAAUAUCAUUAUUGUAUAGGGGUUCAUCUAGGCCAGAUAAGCAUUUUAUAACUCCGGAUUUUUUUUUUAUACAUGUUAUAGCAGUUCCUCCUACUAAAUUUAGACCAGCAUCUCUUGUCGGUACUGAUAUACAUGAAAAUUCUCAAAAUGAGUUAUUUUCUAGAAUACUUCAAUCAUGUCUUCGUAUAAAAGAGUUAAAUGAUCUUGUUUCGAAUUUAAUCGAUAAAAAUGAUUUUGAAAAUAAAGAUCAUAAUUUUGAGAUGUUAAUAGCUGCAUUUGUCCAAUUACAACAUGAUGUAAAUAGUUUUGUUGAUAGUAAUCGAAAUCCUGUGAAUUUACCUCAGGGAAGGUUUCCUCCACCUGGAAUAAAACAAAUUUUAGAAAAAAAAGAGGGUUUGUUUAGGAAACAUAUGAUGGGGAAACGUGUAAAUUAUGCUGCAAGAAGUGUUAUAUCUCCAGAUCCAAAUAUUGAAACUAAUGAGAUUGGUAUUCCUCCUGUUUUUGCUAUGAAAUUAACAUAUCCGGAACCUGUAACUUCGUAUAAUAUUGAUUUAUUGAGACAUGCUGUCAUUAAUGGCCCUGAAAAAUGGCCUGGGGCAAUUCAAGUUCAAUUGGAAGAUGGGUAUAUGAUUUCAUUGUUAAAAAAAACUUUCGAAGAAAGAGUUGCUAUUGCAAAUACAUUAUUGACUCCACAGACAUAUCGAGGAUCAAAUUCGUCCUUUUUAAGAGUAUCUUCUACAAAUAAAAAAGUAUUUAGGCAUCUUAGAAAUAAUGAUAUUCUUUUAUUAAAUCGUCAACCAACUCUUCAUAAACCAUCUAUAAUGGCACAUAAAGCACGUAUUCUUUCUGGAGAAAAAACCAUAAGAAUGCAUUAUUCUAAUUGCAAUGCGUAUAAUGCAGAUUUUGAUGGUGAUGAAAUGAAUAUUCAUUUGCCUCAAAACGAAAAUGCUCGAAUAGAAGCACUAUUGAUUGCAAAUACAGAUUCUCAGUAUUUGGUUCCUACAUCCGGUAUUCCUCUUCGUGGAUUAAUACAAGAUCAUAUUGUUACUGGUGUUUGGAUAACUAAAAAGGAUACUUUUUUUACGAAGGAACAAUAUCAACAAUUAUUGUAUGGUCCAUUAAGCUUUGAUAAUGUUAGUUCAAAUAGUGGUAAAAUAUUGACAUUAUCUCCUACAAUACUUAAACCGGCUAUUCUUUGGACUGGAAAACAGGUUAUUUCUACCAUUUUGUUGAAUUUAAAGCCUAAAGAUUGUCCCGGAUUAAAUCUUAUAUCGAAAGCAAAAGUUGCUGGAGAAUACUGGGGUGUUCAUACUCAAGAACAAACAGUUUUAUUUAAGGAUGGAUAUUUGCUUUCUGGAAUUCUUGAUAAGUCUCAAUUUGGAGCUUCAGCCUUCGGUUUAGUACAUUCAGUUUAUGAAUUAUAUGGAUCAUCUAUUGCUGGAAAAUUGCUUGGCGCGUUGAGUAGAUUGUUUACUAAAUAUAUUCAAAUGAGGGGUUUUACAUGUAGCGUAGACGAUUUGUGUUUAAAUAGUGAUGGGGAUAGUCAUAGGAAAAAAAUGAUUGAUAAUGAAUCAUUGUAUGACAUGGAAGAUGUUAAAAAAUAUAUUGGUUUAUCUGGCUGUAAUGAAUUAGAUGAUACUUUUAAAAUAAAAUUAGAACAAAUUUAUAGAGAUAAAGAAAAACUUCAAGGUUUAGACCUCAUAAUGAAGAAAAAGAUGAGUGUUUUAACAUCCUCCAUUAUUAAUGAAUGCAUUCCUAAAGGGCUUUAUAUUAAGUUUCCGUGGAAUAAUAUGCAAAUGAUGACAAUUUCUAGUGCUAAAGGCAAUAAUGUAAAUGUUUCGCAGAUAUCUUGCCUUUUAGGGCAACAAGAAUUAGAAGGUAGCAGAGUUCCCAUAAUGGUUAGUGGGAAAAGUUUGCCUUCGUUUAAGCCGUAUGAUAUGAGUCCACGAGCUGGAGGAUAUAUCUUUGGGCGUUUUUUAACAGGAAUUAGACCUCAAGAAUAUUACUUUCAUUGUAUGGCCGGUAGGGAAGGACUUAUUGAUACUGCUAUAAAAACUAGUCGUUCAGGUUACCUUCAAAGAUGCUUAAUUAAACAUCUUGAAGGAAUUAGAGUACAUUAUGAUCACACUGUUCGUGAUUCUGAUGGAAGCAUAGUUCAAUUUCACUAUGGUGAAGAUUCUCUUGAUGUUACAAAACAAAAAUAUAUGUUAGAGUUUGGUUUUUUUGCUAUGAAUUAUAAAUCAUUGGCUCGGAAAUAUCAUGUCAAAACUCUAUAUAAAUUAAUUGACCAUGAAAAAGCUGUUUUAUAUGCUGAAAAAUCUAUUAAAAACCCAUUGAAAUAUGAUCCAGUUCUUUCUAAGUAUAAUCCAGGCAGAUUUCUAGGAAGUAUUUCUGAAAAAUUUCAUAAAUGUAUGGAUGAUUAUAUUGAUAAAGAUCCACAUAAUUUUUUUCAGAAAACUAAAAAUAAUAAAUUGAUGAAAAAUAAUAUUUCGAAAGAUAGGUUUCGUAUUCUUAUGCAAGUCAAGUAUCAGCAAUCUCUAGUACAUCCUGGUGAAGCAGUAGGAGUUCUUGCUGGUCAGUCUAUUGGUGAGCCUUCUACUCAAAUGACUCUUAAUACGUUUCAUUUUGCUGGACUUGGAGCUAAGAACGUUACUCUUGGUGUUCCAAGAUUAAGGGAAAUAGUCUUAAUAGCAAAUUCGAAUAUUAAAACACCUAGAAUGACUUUUGAGGUUUUAGAUAAAGUAUCAGAUUAUGAAGCAGAAUUGUUUGCAAAAAAUAUUAGUAAACUUAUUUUAUCUGAUUUAGUUGAUAAAGUUAUUGUUACUGAGUAUAUUUCAAUUAAAGAUAAAAUUAAAAAGUAUAAUAUUAAGAUUAUAUUCUUUUCAAAAAUAGAAUAUGAAAAAGAGUAUAAUUUAUCAGUUUUUGAAUUGAGAAAAGUCAUGCAAAGUCGUUUUUUGAAAGAAUUAGAUAAAAUAUUGAAAAACAUUCUUAAAAAAAAUAGUAAAAUAACUAGAAAAAGUAUUAUUGGAAAGGACGAUGCUACACCAUAUAUUGGAAAGGCCGCUUCUUUUAAUGAUUUUGAAAGUUUUCAAUUUCAAGAUGAAUCGCUAUUUAAUAAUAUUUUGAAUGAUAAUAUAGAAUCUGUAAAAAUGACUUCUCAAUUAAAACGGCGAGGUACUUACAAUGAUGAUAAUGAUGAAGAGCAAAUUAUUCAGGAAAAAGAUGCAGGUUAUAGUGACGAUAAUACUGAUGAACGAAGCGAAAUUCAAGAUUUUGAAAAUUAUAUGAACGGUAAUGAAAAUUAUCAUAACAAUACUAUAUAUGAACUUGAAAUGAAUGAAGAAAAUAAUAACAAUAUAACUAUUCAGAAUACAGAAAUUUUAGAAAAUGUCUGUUAUGCAUGUUCAAAUUGUAGAAGGUUUGAAUUUGAUAAUAUUGAUGGAAAAUGGUGUGAAAUUGAGCUAGUUUAUCCUUUUGAUACUCCUAAGUUAUUAUUAGUUAGUCUUAUAGAAAUGGCAUGUAAAAAGACUGUGGUACGAGAAAUAAGUGGUAUUUCAAAAUGUUUUCGAAUUUUACCUGAAUCAAAAUUGGAUACUUCCCGUAUUUUAGGCACUGAUGGUGUUAAUUUUAAAGGGAUUUGGGAAGCGUAUGAUAUUAUAUCUGUAAAUACGAUUUAUUCUAAUGAUAUUGCAAAUGUUCUUUGCACAUAUGGUGUUGAAGCUGCAAGAAAUACAAUAAUAAGUGAAAUUCAUAAGUUGUUUAAAGUUUAUGGAAUAGUUGUUGAUGUUAGGCAUCUUACUCUUAUUUCUGAUUACAUGACAAUGGAUGGUUCAUAUAAAGCUUUUAAUAGGUCUUCUAUAUCUUCAAAUGUUUCUCCUUUUUUGAAGAUGAGUUUUGAAACUACAUGCAAUUUUCUGCAAGAAGCAACUUUAUAUGGUGAUUCUGAUUUUCUUAAAAAUCCUAGUGCAAAAUUGGUUAUGGGGAAAGUGUUGGAUGUUGGCACUGGUUCAUUUGAUAUUUUAAUGCCUUUGUUAUAA